Molecule: messenger RNA, 4036 nt
Organism: Osmia bicornis bicornis
Lineage: Eukaryota; Metazoa; Arthropoda; Insecta; Hymenoptera; Megachilidae
Gene: S1P
Product: membrane-bound transcription factor site-1 protease
Exons: 14
Coding region: 500-3862 (1120 amino acids)
Biological process (GO): proteolysis
Cellular component (GO): Golgi apparatus
Molecular function (GO): serine-type endopeptidase activity
Source: RefSeq, a predicted model, not a curated record
UUCAAUAAAUAUAACUCCUUGAAGUAAAUUUUCAUUAAAUAUAGUACAUAAUGAAUGUAUUUUAAUUUUUAUGUCGAUGACAAUAGAAUACACUUAAACGUCUGAUAUCACUUAUGCGAAGUUCUGUAAACAGUGCGAUAAUAAACUGCAUUAUGUCUUACUUGUUCGUUAUUCAUUGGUAUAGUUUAUAUACAGUAAAGUGUAUCAAUUAUAUUUCAGGAAAAUAAGGAGCACAAGAAUAUGCAAUGAAAAUGUAUGUUUCGAAUACUUUAAUCUUUCAAUUGAAGUGGGCUUUUAUUUUAAGAACAUUGAGGUUAUGACAUCAAAAUAAGAUUUUAGCAACAAAAAAACGUCUUUACAUCGUUUUUAGAUUUCUUAAACACUAACUUAAUAAACGGAUUACAUAUUACCUUCUUAUUAUUCAAAAUAUUAAAAUACAGAAUGAUUUGGAAAAAUACUGUUUCAUAAAUUAUGUCUUUCUACUACAUCAGAUGAUAGUAUGAAGCCACAUAAAUGUUGGCUAUAUAUAACUUUAUUAUUAGUACUUGAUAUUAUCAUCAAACUGUCUCACAAUCAAGUAAAUUGUUUAGUUGAAAGCAAAGAUUCAAAUCCACAAUUACAUAACAAUGCCAAAUUACCAUGUUGUGGCAAUAGCCCUGAACAGGUAAAGGUUCACUUUGCUAGCAGAAUCAUUGAAAAUGAAUAUAUUGUUGCAUUCAAAGGAUAUUAUAAACCGCAUACACGCGAGAAUUAUAUAAAGGCUGCAUUGAAUUCAUCUGGUAUUCAUAAUUGGAAGAUUAUAUUUCGUGACAAUUUGGCUAGCAAUUUUCCCAGUGAUUUUGAUGUUGUUCACUUGGAAGAAACAGACAAACAUAAUGGUCUUGAUGCCUUAACAGAUCAUCCUCUUAUUAGGAGGGUAACUUCUCAAAGACUUGUACAGAGAAGUUUGAAAUUUGUCAAUGUAUCAGAAGAUGCUGAUUUUCCAGAAUAUAAAAAUUUUAAAAGAAAAAUUAACAAUUAUAACAAUCAGUUUUGGCAAUCAACCAAUAGACAUACAUCACGUAGAUUACUAAGAGCUAUACCAAGGCAGAUUACAAGCAUUCUUCAAGCCGAUGCUUUAUGGGGAAUGGGUGUUACUGGAAAUGGUGUUAAGGUAGCAAUAUUUGAUACAGGACUAGCAGCUACUCAUCCACAUUUUAAAAAAAUUAAAGAACGUUCAAACUGGACAAAUGAAAAAACAUUGGAAGAUGGCUUAGGUCAUGGAACAUUCGUAGCCGGAGUUAUUGCAUCCUCUUGUAUAGACUGCCUUGGUUUUGCACCAGAUGCCGAACUUCAUAUUUUUCGUGUUUUUACAAACACUCAGGUAUCUUAUACCUCGUGGUUUUUGGAUGCAUUCAACUAUGCCAUUCUAACAAAAGUUACAGUAUUGAAUCUUAGUAUUGGAGGACCAGAUUUUAUGGAUCAUCCAUUUGUUGAUAAAGUAUGGGAAUUAACAGCAAAUGGUGUCAUUAUGGUCUCCGCGAUUGGUAACGAUGGACCUCUGUAUGGCACGUUAAAUAACCCUGCGGAUCAAAUGGAUGUUAUUGGAGUAGGCGGAAUUAAUUGGGAAGAUCAAAUAGCAAGAUUUUCGUCACGUGGCAUGACUACAUGGGAAUUACCAUCUGGAUAUGGAAGAGUAAAACCUGAUUUAGUUACAUAUGGAUCAGGAGUACGAGGAUCGGCAUUACAAACAGGUUGCAGAACAUUAUCUGGAACUUCUGUUGCCAGUCCCGUGGUUGCUGGUGCUGUAGCACUUUUAGCCAGCGGGUUUGUACAACCAGAUGGAUCUCAAUCAGUAAAACAAAGAGUAACUCCAGCAAGUAUGAAACAGGCAUUACUUGGUUCUGCACGUCGUUUACCCGGAGUUGGAAUGUUUGAACAAGGUGCUGGAAAAUUAGAUCUUUUACGUGCAUUUCACUUUCUCCGUUCAUAUACACCAGUCGCUACUCUUAGUCCGAGUUAUAUAGAUUUAACCGAAUGUCAGUACAUGUGGCCAUACUGUACACAAGCCGUAUACCAUUCUGGUAUGCCUACAAUUGUAAAUAUAACUAUAAUAAAUGGUUUGGGAGUAUCUGGCCAUGUAGCAGAAUUCGUAUGGCAUCCUUAUACUGGUAAUGGCAACGGUGAACGAAUUGAUGUAUCAGUAACUUAUAGCGACGUUCUUUGGCCGUGGUCUGGAUGGUUAGCAGUUGCUAUAACAGUUCCAUCAUCUGCUCGUGACUGGCAAGGCAUAGCACAAGGUCACAUAUCUAUUACAAUUGAAUCACCAUCAAGUAAUGGAGAAGAAAAGUCUAGACAGUCUAAAAUAGAAUUGCCUUUAAAAGCAAAAGUUAUUCCUACACCUCCACGACAUAAACGUGUUUUAUGGGAUCAAUAUCAUAAUCUACGUUAUCCUCCUGGAUAUUUCCCACGAGAUGAUUUACGUGCAAAAAAUGAUCCUCUUGAUUGGAAUGGAGAUCAUAUUCACACCAAUUUUAAGGAUAUGUAUCAGCAUUUACGUAAUGCUGGUUAUUAUUUAGAAGUACUUGGUGCUCCAUUUACUUGUUUUAAUGCGAAGAACUAUGGUACUUUACUUAUUGUAGAUAGCGAAGAAGAAUUUUUUCCUGAAGAGGUGACUAAAUUAAAAAAAGAUGUAGAAGAGGAGGGUCUUUCUGUAGUUGUAUUUGCAGAUUGGUAUAAUGUCACUGUUAUGAGAAAAGUGAAAUUUUAUGAUGAAAAUACUAGACAGUGGUGGAUACCAGAUACCGGAGGUGCAAAUAUACCGGCUCUGAAUGAUUUACUAUAUUCUAAUUGGGGAAUAGCAUUUGGGGAUCAAGUACGCAAUGGUCAAUUUACCCUCGGUCAACAUCCCCCUGUAACUUUUGCUUCCGGUACUACAAUUACUCGAUUUCCAAAGGAUGGAGUUAUCCUUUAUGCGGAACUACGUGAUCAGGGGCAAGAACUCUUAUUAGAAUCAGACUCAAAGUCAACAAUGUCCGUGCCAAUUCUUGGACUUUUUCAGACAAAUGAUUAUAAAAGUAUUAAAGAAAUGCAUAAUGAAAAUCUCAGCAAUAAUGAAGUACCAACGAACGAAAAUUCAGAAAAAAAUAUUAUGAAAGAUCAAGCAAAUAUUAUACCCGGUAGAAUUGUAGUAUAUGGAGAUUCGAAUUGUAUUGAUGACAGUCAUUUACAAAAACCUUGCUUUUGGAUGCUCGAUGCUAUAUUGGAAUACACAACAGCAGGACAUAUCGCAACCGUGUUUACAGACGAAAGUCAAACCAAGGCAAAAAUUCUUGAAAAAUCUAGUAUUUUAGACACCAAUAAAUUACCACAACGUAUGGAAGGAAGUCAUUUAAGACGUCAUAGUAAAGUAUUACUACCAGAAAACAUUAACGUUGGACGUAUUCGGCCGCUACCACCUUGUCCCACUAUUACUCUUGCUACUCCAAAACCUUUAAACGAAUCUGUCCCCAUAAAUCUUUAUAAACCUCAAAAGUUACUGUCUAUCGGAGAUACGGUAGCUGCAGUAAAUCCGGUUUUGCAAGAUGCAAGCCCUUUAUGGCUUAGAAGAAGAGUCGGGGGUGCAAACAUUCCUACAUUGCACUAUCCAGAACGAAAUAUUGUCAUCGAUGAUUUAAAAGAAAAUGAUCAAGAUAACAGUGAAAUAUUAACAAAUAAGUGGAGCUAUAUGGCAGGAAUAAUUAUCAUAGGAAGUAUCUUUCUCUGUUUAUUAAAUCGAUGGAAUUGCUUAAUAUCAAAAAGGCAUUCUCGGAGAAAACGAACAGUCGGUAGAUUACGCAGAGUUAUUCAAACAAUUUCUCUACGCAGAGUGCCUCAAAUGUGAUUGUAUAUUUGAUAAACCUUUAACUAAUUCCUCAAGAUAAUAUUAAAUAUUAAAUUAUAAUUAGGUGGUAAACGGUUAAAAAUAAAACAAACUAUAUUAUGUGCCUUUGAAUACAUAGUAAACAAUAUAAAUUUGGAAAUUAUAUAAAUUAUUUUGAUAAAUUUUGUGUAUUGU